GGGUAUCGUGUUUACAGAACUGAUGAAGCUGUACCCCACACACGCCUGCCGCGAGUACCUGGCCAACAUCCCUCUGUUAGUAGAGCACUGUGGUUACAGAUCCGACAACGUCCCACAACUGGAGGAUGUAUCUAGAUUUCUUAAAGAACGGACAGGAUUCACUUUGCGACCAGUGGCUGGCUACCUGUCUUCUCGGGAUUUUCUAGCCGGCCUGGCCUUUCGCGUGUUCCACUGCACCCAGUACAUCAGGCACAGAUCGGAUCCCUUUUACACCCCAGAACCCGACUGCUGCCAUGAGCUGAUGGGGCAUGUUCCCUUGCUGGCCGACUCCUCUUUCGCCCAGUUUAGUCAGGAGAUUGGGUUGGCCUCGCUUGGAGCCACAGACAAUGAUAUUGCCAAAUUGUCUACGUGCUACUUUUUCUCGGUAGAGUUCGGGCUCUGCAAGCAAGAGGAUGAACUCAGAGCGUUCGGAGCUGGCUUGCUGUCUUCCAUCAGUGAAUUAUCCCAUGCUCUAACGGACAAGGCAGUGAAGAAAGUGUUUGAACCACUCCACACAUGUACCCAGGAGUGUCUCAUCACCACCUUCCAGGACGUUUACUUCUACACCGACAGUUUCGAGGAAGCCAAGGAGAAGAUGCGACAGUUUGCCAGCACCAUAAAACGGCCAUUUGCUGUCCGCUACAACCCCUAUACGGAGACAGUAGACGUCCUUGACAGCACCAGAUGUAUUGCCACGGUGGUCAGUGAGCUCAAAGGCGACCUCUGCAUCGUCAGCGACGCCCUCAAACGCCUACAGCUGAUGGAAAGCUUCAAAUUUCAAGACUGA
Messenger RNA from Candidula unifasciata, 826 nucleotides. NCBI's taxonomy places the organism in Eukaryota, Metazoa, Mollusca, Gastropoda, Stylommatophora, Geomitridae. The record is from the annotation of a GenBank genome assembly.